This is a messenger RNA of Cyphellophora attinorum, 630 nucleotides long. RefSeq lists its product as uncharacterized. The coding region runs from base 1 to 630 and encodes 209 amino acids. The transcript has a single exon. NCBI's taxonomy places the organism in Eukaryota, Fungi, Ascomycota, Eurotiomycetes, Chaetothyriales, Cyphellophoraceae. The record is from RefSeq and is a predicted model, not a curated record.
AUGUCUACAGCCGCCGUCCCCGCCAUCGAUUCCAUCACCACACUACCACAACCCUCACAUAUCACCCUCCUCCUCAAACACGCCAAGUCAACAGUCUUCCUGUCCGUGUCACCCCAACAACCAUUCACCUCAAUCAAGUCUCUCCUCCUCUCCGCCCUACAAGCCCGGAACAUCACUCUCCUCUCAUCAUCAGACGGCACCAGUACCUCACUUCCCUCGAGUCCGGACGGCAUUGAGCUUGGCGUGCUAGUCGACAAGAAGGACGCGAGUAGAGGCUGGACUCUGCUUGAUUCUUCCACUGCGGCUACCCCAAAGUCGACGACGAAGUCCAAGGCUAAAGCGGCUACAUCCAAGGACGAUCCAGACACCCCAGCCGGUGCUGGACUCGCUGAUGGUUCAUGGCUGGCGUAUCGGGUGAAGAAGGAGGGAAGCAGUGAUGACGUGUCGGUAGAUGAGAAUGGAGAUGUAGUAGUUGAUAUGGAGGGAGAUCAGGGAUGGUAUGUGGUGCUGCCGAGCUUUGAGGAGGAUGAAGCGAUGGACGGUGAUGGGGACGAUGCUGAGAUGGACGGCGUGGAGGUCGAGGUUCCUGCUGUUGCGAACGAAAAGGUCACGAAGAAGACGAAGGAUUGA